Molecule: messenger RNA, 1026 nt
Organism: Polistes dominula (European paper wasp)
Lineage: Eukaryota; Metazoa; Arthropoda; Insecta; Hymenoptera; Vespidae
Gene: aay
Product: phosphoserine phosphatase
Biological process (GO): L-serine biosynthetic process; dephosphorylation
Cellular component (GO): cytoplasm
Molecular function (GO): L-phosphoserine phosphatase activity; magnesium ion binding
Source: RefSeq, a predicted model, not a curated record
UUAUUUCAUCGAUACAUCGUGUUAGUAGUUGUGAAUAAAAAAAAAACAAAAAAAGAAAACACUAUAUAUGAUAUAGAAUUACAUCAAGUAAGAGUGGAAAAGAGGCCGGGCUUUCUAACCAAUAAUACACGAGGAAGAUUACUAUAAACGGAUACCAAUUGGUCACAAAACGUACAGUACAUUCUUAUAUAGUUGAAAACAAUUUAUUAGAAGCAUUUAUUCACAAGAAUCUACAUUUAUAACAUCACAUCACGCUGUUUCUUUCACGUCUCUAUCAAUAUAUAAAAAUUGAGUGUGUAAUACGAUAUGUCAAGAAUGAUUCGCCAGUUUACAUUGUCACAAAUGGCAAAUAUAGAAGAAGUCAAAACUAUUUGGAGAAUAGCGGAUGCAAUAACUUUUGACGUUGAUUCAACCGUUAUUAAAGAUGAAGGCAUAGAUGAAUUAGCAAAAUUUUGUGGUAAAGGCAAACAAGUUACAGAAUUAACGAAGCAAGCGAUGCAAGGAAACAUGACAUUUCAACAAUCUCUUUCAGUAAGAUUGGGUAUUAUAAGGCCUAGUUUAUCACAAAUUAAAGAAUUUAUACAAGUACAUCCUCCGCAACUUACACCGGGAAUCAAAAAUUUGAUUAAAACAUUACAUUUAAACAAAAAGGAAGUAUUUCUCGUUUCCGGUGGAUUUCAUUGUUUAAUAAAUUCAGUUGCGGAACAACUUGAUAUACCCCCAGAAAAUGUUUAUGCUAAUAGACUUAAAUUUUACUUUACCGGAGAUUAUGCGGGAUUUGAUGAAAAUGAACCAACAUCGAAAAGUGGUGGAAAAUCAGAAGUUAUUCGUUAUCUUAAAGAAGAAAAAGGGUUUAAAACUAUUGUUCAUGUUGGAGAUGGGGCAACGGAUUUAGAAGCUUCUCCUCCAGCAGAUGCAUUUAUAGGUUUCGGAGGAAAUGUGAUUAGAGAGACUGUUAAAUUAAAUUCAAAAUGGUUUGUUACAAAUUUUGACGAACUUAUAAAUAAUUUGUAAUUUUAGAUAGGA